Messenger RNA from Gasterosteus aculeatus aculeatus (three-spined stickleback), 1326 nucleotides. It is a transcript of the gene hoxa1a, whose product is annotated as homeobox A1a. Gene Ontology annotation, molecular function: DNA-binding transcription factor activity, RNA polymerase II-specific; RNA polymerase II cis-regulatory region sequence-specific DNA binding. Lineage: Eukaryota; Metazoa; Chordata; Actinopteri; Perciformes; Gasterosteidae. The record is from RefSeq and is a predicted model, not a curated record. Gene Ontology annotation, cellular component: nucleus. Gene Ontology annotation, biological process: regulation of transcription by RNA polymerase II.
UGCCACGGUCACUUGGGGUAAGAAGGAAGAGAGGAAGAGAUGAGAGGGUGUCUGUAGAGCGGACGGUCCCUCGGUCCCCGUAGAACAAUGCGACAAUGAGCAGCUUUCUAGACUACUCGGUGAUGAGCGGUGAAGGUGGCUCGUGUUCUGUCAGGGCUUUUCACUCGGACCACGGGAUUACAACUUUCCAGUCCUGUGCAGUCACUGUCAACAAUUGCGGGACUGAUGAUCGUUUCAUGGGGAGCCGGGCUUCUCCUGAAGGCAUCCUCAAUCAGCCGGGGUCAUUCCAGUCUAAUGCAAGCUCUCUGGGUCUCGCCUACGGGGCCCAUCCGGCCUGCAGCUCUAGCUAUGGACCCCAAAGUUUCUGUGCUACGUAUAACCAUUACGCACUCAACCAGGAAGUGGACACCCCGGCGGGAUUCCCCCAGUGCGGUCCACUGAUGUACUCGGGUAACAUUUCCUCCUCCAUGGCCUCUCAGCAUCGCCAAGGUUACAGCGCCGCCCCCUUGGGUCAACUACAAUAUGCCCACGGUGCCUACGGCGGCGGGCACGAGCAAGCAGCCCCCUUUCCUGCGUGCUCAAACCCGCUGUCACCACUGCACGCCGCUCAACUUGACACCUGCUGUUCACCUCUGUCUGAGGGCGCAUCGUCCGCACAGACCUUCGACUGGAUGAAGGUCAAGAGGAACCCUCCAAAAACAGGCAGGUGUGGAGAAUACGGUUACGGGGGUCAGGCGAACACGGUCCGAACCAACUUCACCACCAAGCAGCUGACGGAGCUGGAAAAGGAGUUCCACUUCAACAAGUACCUGACCCGUGCGCGGCGCGUUGAGAUCGCAGCCGCGCUGCAGCUGAACGAGACUCAGGUGAAAAUCUGGUUCCAGAACCGCAGGAUGAAGCAGAAGAAGAGGGAGAAAGAAGGGUUGUUGCCGACCAAGCCUCCACCCUCAGACCCGGGAGAGAGCGGUCAAGAGAAACUGGAUGAUGGAUCAUCAGAGAAGUCUAUGUCCGCCCCCUCCACCCCGUCUCCCGCGUCCUCCUCGGUGUCCGAUUCUUAUUCCUCCAACUAAGACCAACUUCUCCCAUUGGGCCACAUAGCGGCCUAUACCGAAGAUUUACAAUGGAUUCAUACAAUAUGUGAAACUUUGGACAACAAUUGGGACAAUUUCUGAGUUAUAUAUUUGUUUUAUAUUGUGUAUCAUGUUCGGAGGAACGAUGACACUGCUUUCCAAAGCAACUAGGGAAAUAGUUUAGAACGUGUCACCGUUGAAAAUCGACGUACGGGCGCGCACCACGACCAUGCCAAAGGUACCCAGCUCCCCCCCC